Messenger RNA from Manduca sexta (tobacco hornworm), 2164 nucleotides. It is a transcript of the gene verm, whose product is annotated as chitin deacetylase 1. NCBI's taxonomy places the organism in Eukaryota, Metazoa, Arthropoda, Insecta, Lepidoptera, Sphingidae. Gene Ontology annotation, cellular component: extracellular region. Bases 175 to 1803 code for a protein of 542 amino acids. Gene Ontology annotation, biological process: carbohydrate metabolic process. Gene Ontology annotation, molecular function: chitin binding; protein binding. The record is from RefSeq and is a predicted model, not a curated record. The transcript is spliced from 5 exons.
UAUAUCAACAAGUGGUGUAGUACCUAUAGGACGGUUGGCGCGUUGGAGCUUGAUGCUUAUUGUGGAGUUUGAACUGUCUGGUUAUAUAAAUACAAAUAGGUGAAGAGGGGCAGCGGAGACCUCUUGCACUUUCGUGGCGGCGCGCGUCGCAGCGACCAGUCCUCACCGAGCGUCAUGGCUCGACACGCGUAUCUGUGUCUCGGUGUGUUGGUGCUCGCCUGCCUUGCGAGCGGCGAGGUGCGAGUCAAACGACAAGAUGAGGACGGAGGUGAAGAUGUGAACGCGGACCAACUGUGCGAGAGCCGGCCCGCUGAUGAAUAUUUCCGUCUCACCACCGAGGGCGAUUGCCGCGAUGUCGUCAGGUGCGACAAGGGCCUUGAGAACAGCGUCACCAGGCUCGCCUCGGUGCGCUGCCCCGUCGGUCUCGCCUUCGAUAUCGACCGUCAAACUUGUGAUUGGAAAACACAUGUUAAGAAUUGCGAUAAAAUAGAAAAACCAAGAAAAGUUUUACCAAUAUUGAAAACCGAUGAACCAAUUUGCCCUGAAGGAAAAUUAGCUUGCGGUAGUGGAGACUGUAUUGAAAAAGAACUUUUCUGUAACGGUAAACCUGAUUGCAAAGAUGAAUCUGACGAGAACGCAUGCACUGUCGAUGUGGACCCCAACAGAGCUCCAGACUGUGACCCCAAUCAAUGUAUAUUGCCAGACUGUUUCUGCUCUGCUGACGGUACUCGAAUUCCUGGAGGAAUAGAGCCAAACCAAGUGCCACAGAUGAUUACGAUAACGUUUAACGGAGCCGUCAAUGUCGACAACAUCGAUUUGUAUGAGCAAAUAUUCAACGGCAACCGCCACAAUCCCAACGGCUGUCAAAUCCGUGGCACAUUUUUCUUGUCUCACAAAUAUACCAACUAUGCAGCAGUACAAGAACUUCACCGUAAAGGACACGAAAUCUCGGUGUUCUCAAUCACUCACAAAGACGAUCCACAAUAUUGGUCUGGAGGCAGUUACGACGAUUGGUUGGCUGAAAUGGCCGGCGCUCGUCUAAUUAUUGAACGUUUCGCUAACAUCACUGAUUCAUCUAUUAUUGGUGUACGCGCUCCUUACUUGAGAGUAGGUGGCAACAAGCAGUUUGAAAUGAUGGCUGACCAGUACUUCGUCUACGAUGCUUCCAUUACAGCUCCUCUUGGUCGUGUUCCCAUCUGGCCCUACACACUUUAUUUCCGCAUGCCGCACAAGUGUAACGGUAAUGCCCACAACUGUCCUUCAAGGAGCCACCCAGUUUGGGAAAUGGUCAUGAAUGAACUUGACAGAAGAGACGACCCUACCUUUGACGAAUCAUUGCCUGGUUGUCAUGUGGUGGACUCCUGCUCCAACAUUCAAACCGGUGACCAGUUUGCGCGUCUCCUGCGCCACAACUUCAACCGCCACUACACAACCAACCGUGCUCCUCUUGGUCUUCAUUUCCACGCUUCUUGGUUGAAAUCUAAAAAAGAAUUCAGAGACGAAUUGAUUAAGUUUAUCGAAGAAAUGCUUGAAAAGAACGAUGUCUACUUCACUUCAUUAAUUCAAGUUAUCCAAUGGAUGCAAAACCCUACAGAGCUGUCGUCACUAAGGGACUUCCAAGAAUGGAAACAAGAGAAAUGUGACGUGAAGGGUCAACCAUUCUGUUCCUUGCCAAAUGCCUGCCCGUUAACGACCCGUGAAUUACCGGGAGAAACUCUACGUCUUUUCACUUGCAUGGAAUGCCCCAACAACUAUCCUUGGAUUUUAGAUCCUACAGGAGAAGGUUUCAGUGCUAAGAAGUGAUCUCUUUAAGUUAAAUGAAAAGACUGUACACAUGUAAAUAAUACUCAAUAAUAAUAAUAAUAAUUACAAUAACUACUAUGAAUGUGUGGUAGGACGUCAUGAAAUAAAUGACUCUUCUAAAAUAUUCCUAAUCCACUCUUCUACUUAUUGUAAUUAAAUUACAUAAAACUUUUCAAAAGAAAUCCUCUGUAGUUAUCUUUUAUACUGUAAGUUCAUAUUUGGAGUGUAUUACCAGUUUAAUACGCCAUUAUCUAUACCUACCUAUUGCCUACACAAUUUCUAUUACAAAGAUAGGUAUAUUUUGAUGUUUCAUAGUAAUUUAGGUGGUAACUUUAUGGAAAUAAAAUUUUAAUUGGUAAAA